GAGUCACUCCCUCCUGAGCUGCAGAAGCAAAUGGAGCUCCUGGGAGCAGCCACUAUUGUCCUUCUAGUUUGCAUUGCUUGCCUGCUUUCUGUUGCAGCAUGGAGAGGGAAGUCUGGAAAGGGGAAGAUGCCCCCAGGACCAGUUCCCCUUCCCAUCCUAGGUAAUGUGCUGCAGGUGAAACCAAAGAACAUGGCUAAAACCUUCCAGAAGCUCAGUGAAGAGUAUGGACCAGUGUUCACAGUGCACCUGGGCUCUGACCCAGUGGUGGUCCUGCAUGGACAUGAUGUGGUGAAAGAAGCCUUGGUUGAUCGUGCGGAUGAGUUUGCUGGCAGAGGACACAUGCCAAUAGGAGACAGGGCUAACAAUGGAUUAGGGAUUGUGUUUAGCAACAACGAGGAGUGGUUGCAAGCUCGGCGGUUUGCUCUCAGCGCUCUGCGCAACUUUGGAAUGGGGAAGAGGAGCAUUGAAGAGAGAAUCCAGGAGGAAAUUGAGUACUUUCUGGAAGAGAUUGACAAAACAAAGGGAACACCUUUUGACCCAACCUUUAUCCUGAGCUGUGCUAUCGCCAAUGUCAUAUGCUCCAUCGUCUUUGGGAAACGAUAUGACUAUAAAGACAAGAAGUUCCUGGCUUUGAUGAACAACAUGAACAACAUCUUUGAGAUGAUGAAUUCUCUCUGGGGACAGCUCUACCAGAUGUUCUCAAACAUUUUGGUUUACUUGCCUGGCCCACACAACAACAUAUUCAAAGAAUUUGAUUCUCUAAAAGCCUUUGUGUCAGAGGAAGUGAAAGUACACCAAGCCUCCCUAGAUCCCACUUCCCCUCGGGAUUUCAUCGACCUCUUCCUCAACAAAAUGCAGGAGGAGAAAGACUGUCCCAGUUCCACUUUCCACAUGAAGAACCUGAUAACCACCACCUUCGACUUGUUCAUUGCUGCAACUGAGACAACUAGCACCACCAUAAGAUACGGGCUUCUGCUUCUUCUUAAACACCCGAAGAUACAAGAGAAAGUUCAAGAAGAGAUUGACCAGGUCAUAGGACGAUCACGAAGACCUUGUGUGGCUGACAGGACCCAGAUGCCCUACACAGAUGCAGUGGCCCAUGAAAUCCAGCGCUUCAUCUCCCUCAUCCCCAUGGGCCUCCCUCACACUGUGACUAAAGACACACGCUUCAGAGAGUACGUCAUUCCAAAGGGCACUACGAUUUUUCCCAUCCUCAAUUCUGUCCUCCAUGACAGUAAAGAGUUUCCAAACCCAAAUGAGUUCAACCCUGGACAUUUCUUGAAUGCGAAUGGCACCUUUAGGAAGAGCGAGUUCUUCAUGCCCUUCUCAGCAGGGAAGCGAAUAUGCCCUGGAGAGGGCCUGGCACGCAUGGAGAUAUUCUUAUUCAUGACCACCAUUUUGCAGAACUUUACCUUGAAGCCUACUGUCAAUCCCCAGGAAAUCAACGUAAUCCCAGUGCUGAGUGGGACAGGCAAUGUACCUCCUGCCUACCAGCUCUGUGCUAUCCCCCGUUGAAAAGCACAAAACCGUUCUCUGCACUCUACCACUCCUUCUCCUGGGUAGAAAAUUGACUCUGUCCCAGCUGAAACCAGGACACAUGUCCCUUAAUAAAAACAAUUGCAGGAGCAUUGGCCCACCUUUCCAAGGCCUCCAAGAAGGCAGCCCAAACACAGGUACAGACACAGAGUAGACGCCUUCAAAGCCUCCCAGAACUGCUCCAUCACAUCUCAGGGAGGCCUUGGGUGUCAUUAUAGCCUGUUGCACUGAUACUCUGUCCAUGGGCUCAUUGAGUGCAGUGGCUGCAUCAAACAGCCGAUUUUCUCACAAAUGGCUCUUGCCAUGACAUGUUUCUCCUUCAGCAUGGGCCCCCCCAAAACAGCAGCGUGCUUUGCAUGUGGAUACCGCUGUAUGUGUCUUUGUUAAUGACCCAAUAAAGAAAAAUCUGUUUGAAAAGA
Molecule: messenger RNA, 1955 nt
Organism: Pezoporus flaviventris
Lineage: Eukaryota; Metazoa; Chordata; Aves; Psittaciformes; Psittacidae
Product: cytochrome P450 2C29-like
Exons: 9
Coding region: 31-1515 (494 amino acids)
Biological process (GO): xenobiotic metabolic process
Cellular component (GO): cytoplasm; intracellular membrane-bounded organelle
Molecular function (GO): heme binding; oxidoreductase activity, acting on paired donors, with incorporation or reduction of molecular oxygen, reduced flavin or flavoprotein as one donor, and incorporation of one atom of oxygen; iron ion binding
Source: RefSeq, a predicted model, not a curated record